AUGAAGGUGCUCGUUGCCGCCGCUUUCCUGGCCGUUGCCGCCGCCGCUUCCUCCAACAGCUACGCCCCGAUGCAGGCGUACUCUUAUGGCCCGAGCUACCACCAGCCGUCCUACAAGGAGCCGGACCACUACGACACGCCCGACCAGUUUGAUUACGCUGUACACGACCACUACUCCGGCUACAACGCCGAGGUGACCUACUCUGGAGAGCCCCACUACGAGGAGCACAAGCCUAGCUACCACCCGGCCCCGGCCUACACGCCUACUCUCUCUUAUGCCCCUGCGCCACUCUACAAGACCAAAUACUAG
Molecule: messenger RNA, 309 nt
Organism: Pollicipes pollicipes
Lineage: Eukaryota; Metazoa; Arthropoda; Thecostraca; Pollicipedomorpha; Pollicipedidae
Exons: 3
Coding region: 1-309 (102 amino acids)
Source: RefSeq, a predicted model, not a curated record